GUGAAGAUACUGUUGUCGAGUGUUAACAGUCAUUGCUACGUCGGGAGUUGAGCAACUUCUCCCACUCCACAUGUAUGUUGUGAGUUCUUUGAUGCUCCCAAACAAACAUAUAUAACAUCAGCAGCAGCAACCACUCCACUCCUCAUAGUCACUCAAAUAAGUUGAGCAAUCAAAAACUAGUCUUGAAAGAUUCAGAGACGACUGAAGAGGGAGAUGGGUAGUCAAUCUUCGGAGUCUUUUGUCAAGAUUCCUGAAAUAAAGUUCACAAAGCUUUUCAUCAAUGGAGAUUUUGUUGAUUCUGUUUCAGGGAAAACGUUUGAGACCAUAGAUCCAAGAACAGGGGAAGUGAUUGCAAGAAUUGCAGAAGGAGAUAAGGAAGACAUUGAUUUGGCUGUCAAAGCUGCACGCCACGCGUUCGAUCAUGGUCCAUGGCCUCGCUUCCCUGGUUCUGAAAGGGGAAGGAUUAUGAUGAAAUUCGCUGAGAUAAUUGAAGAACAUAACGAAGAGAUAGCUGCAUUAGAUACACUUGAUGCUGGCAAGUUGUUCUCUUGGGGUAAGGCUGUGGACAUUCCUGCUGCAUCGAGAAGUCUUCGGUACUAUGCAGGAGCAGCAGAUAAGAUUCAUGGAGAGGUCUUAAAAAUGUCGAGAGAGCUUCAUGGCUAUACGUUGCGUGAACCCAUUGGUGUUGUUGGCCAUAUAAUUCCCUGGAACUUCCCAACCUCAAUGUUCUUCAUGAAGGUUAGCCCGGCAUUAGCUGCUGGCUGCACCAUUGUCCUCAAGCCCGCUGAACAAACCCCUCUUUCAGCUCUCUAUUAUGCCCAUCUUGCUAAAAAGGCCGGAAUUCCAGAUGGGGUGCUCAAUGUUAUAACUGGAUAUGGAUCAACAGCUGGUGCUGCCAUUACUUCUCAUAUGGACAUUGACAAAGUUUGCUUCACGGGGUCUACAGAAGUUGGACGUAAAGUGAUGCAGGCCGCAGCGACUAGCAAUUUGAAACAAGUGUCACUUGAGUUGGGAGGCAAGUCACCUAUGCUAAUAUUUAAUGAUGCAGACAUAGAUACAGCUACCGAUCUAGCUCUCCGCGGCGUACUAUAUAACAAGGGAGAAGUGUGUGUGGCAAGUUCUCGCGUGUACGUUCAAGAAGGGAUAUACGAUGAAUUUGUGAAGAAGUUGGUUGAAAAGGCAGAGAAUUGGGUAGUUGGAGAUCCUUUCGAUCCUAGUUCCAAUCAAGGACCACAGAUAGAUAAGAACCAAUUUGAGAAAAUUCUUUCCUACAUUGAGCAUGGCAAAAGAGAAGGAGCUACCUUGUUAGCCGGGGGUAAGCCUCUCGGUAGCAAGGGCUACUACAUCGAGCCUACCAUUUUCGCUGAUGUUAAGGAGGACAUGCUAGUAGGGAAAGACGAAAUUUUUGGACCUGUGAUGUCACUAAUGAAAUUCAAGACCAUGGAAGAUGGGAUUAAGAGUGCGAAUAACACAAAAUAUGGUCUAGCAGCAGGAAUUGUAACCAAAGAUCUGAAUGUGGCGAAUACUGUAUCGAGAUCAAUACGCGCUGGUAUCAUCUGGAUCAACUGUUAUUUCGGGUUCGAUAAUGAUUGUCCUUAUGGAGGAUAUAAAAUGAGCGGAUUUGGAAGAGACCUUGGAAUGGAAGCCCUGAACAAGUAUCUGCAAGUUAAGUCUGUUGUAACUCCCAUUUUCAAUUCUCCAUGGCUUUAAGCUAAGUUGGGUUAAGCUUGACAGGUUACAAAUAAAUUGUAUUGUCAUCAUCUAUUCUAGUGAAGAAAUCAAUGGACUGUAUAACUAUGGGUUUGUGAAAUUUUCAGUGAAUCGAAAUGAUAACAGUGUAUGUGAUCCUA
Messenger RNA from Tripterygium wilfordii, 1850 nucleotides. Its product is annotated as aldehyde dehydrogenase family 2 member C4-like. Gene Ontology annotation, molecular function: aldehyde dehydrogenase (NAD+) activity. NCBI's taxonomy places the organism in Eukaryota, Viridiplantae, Streptophyta, Magnoliopsida, Celastrales, Celastraceae. The record is from RefSeq and is a predicted model, not a curated record. Bases 214 to 1710 code for a protein of 498 amino acids. The transcript is spliced from 9 exons.